Molecule: messenger RNA, 777 nt
Organism: Rana temporaria (common frog)
Lineage: Eukaryota; Metazoa; Chordata; Amphibia; Anura; Ranidae
Product: tektin-1-like
Exons: 3
Coding region: 1-777 (258 amino acids)
Biological process (GO): cilium assembly; cilium movement involved in cell motility
Cellular component (GO): microtubule cytoskeleton; nucleus
Source: RefSeq, a predicted model, not a curated record
AUGGCCCAGCCAUUUACACAGCCAGAGAGCAUGAACCCAGAUAGAAAACUGAGAACUGUAGAUGUAAGUGUCAGGAGCGAAAACAUAAAAAGAGAACUCAUCAAGGAAGUGGAGGUGAUCCAAGGGGUGAUGGCAUUACUGCAGAGGACUUUAGAAAAAAUCACAGAGCAGAUACGGCUGAGCCAAUCCGCUAAGUACUCCUUGGAAAAGGACCUGAAAGACAAGUUCCAGGCUUUGAAAAUUGAUAAUCAUUGCAGCACAUUCACAAACAACACUCCCGCCAUCGGAUAUGCUUCCAAUGUUGUGACAGUCCAGAGCUCAGUCAACCCAGUUGAAUGGGAGGAUCUCAGCAACACAAACAUUGUGAAAGCAGAGAAGCAGAAAAAUAGCUCCGUAGCACUUCGAACCCUUAUUGAGAGCAUCUUGUCUGAAACAGCCAGCGAUAUGCUCAAACAGUGUGAUACUGUCAAUGUUGCAUUGGAAAAACGCGUCGCAGAGACAAAGGAUGCAAAAAAUAAGUUGGAAGUGAACUUAGCUAAGGUUAUGGAUGAGAUCACUUCACAGGAGAAGAACAUAGAAAACCUGAAGAAAGCCAUCGCCGAUAAGGAAAGUCCAAUCAAAGUGGCUCAGACCCGCCUGGAGACAAGGGGGCCAGAUUCUCAAAGAGUUACGCCGGGGUAUCAUCAGAUACGCCAACAUCAAGAUUCCAAUACACCUCUAUAUGCAAGUGAUUAUCAGUAUGGGACCCCAGGAGUUACUCCACUACUAUCACUUUGA